AUGGGAUCGUUCCGUGGCGGAGCCAAGUCCACGGGCAAAAUGUCCUUUUUGCAGUCUCCACCGAGUUUGGCUAAAUUGCAGACGGACAGCUCUCAAAAGCUCGCCCAAGUCUCAGACUUUCCACUCGACUACAACAUCUUUCUUUUCAAGGAAAUCAAGCAUGCGAGAGAGAGGGAUGUUCAGGAGAUGAUUGAUUUCCGUCUUGAUCUAUUUGACAGCAUUCCGCAGGACCACAGCUCGCUGAUCUUCCGAGGACUCGAGAAGAAGCCGGACGGGAACUAUGAGCUUGUCCCAACGACGACCUCGAAAUUACAUGACCGCCUGCUGGAGAUUCUCAUACUAGAGAGACACAGAAGAGAUAUACAGCAACUGAGUAAAAUCACCGGCAGGAAUAUAGAAGCUGUGGAAUUGGCUGAUCCAAAUUUGUAUGAAAUCAAAUCCCCAAUCUACCAGCAAUUGCUUUCUACAAAAGAGCAGUACCAAACUAGCUUCAAGCGGUUUGCAAUGCUGCAGAAUAUUGAGUACGAUUUCGAGAACCGACUAGAUGGAUCCGACGUCAGCAGCGACGAUGAUCUGGUACAGCAAUUUUGUACGCAAGAUGUUAUUGAGGUGGAUCCACAGAAUCUCGACGAGCUCCGACUUGCCCAAAUUUUGAUUCCACUGGCUUCGAAAGCUAUUUUUGGUUGA
This is a messenger RNA of Ogataea angusta, 687 nucleotides long. RefSeq lists its product as uncharacterized. The transcript has 2 exons. The record is from RefSeq and is a predicted model, not a curated record. Lineage: Eukaryota; Fungi; Ascomycota; Pichiomycetes; Pichiales; Pichiaceae. Bases 1 to 687 code for a protein of 228 amino acids.